Molecule: messenger RNA, 2919 nt
Organism: Plodia interpunctella (Indianmeal moth)
Lineage: Eukaryota; Metazoa; Arthropoda; Insecta; Lepidoptera; Pyralidae
Exons: 3
Coding region: 833-2125 (430 amino acids)
Source: RefSeq, a predicted model, not a curated record
AUAUAGGGUAUAAAUGAUUUUGAAAACUGGAACACCUGAUGGAGCACUAUGAUGGUGCAGCUAAACUAUAGGUAAUAUAGAAAAAAUGAUGACUUAACAAAAGUUGUUCAGUCUGAUGAGCAUUUCCUUUUGAAGUAUAAAAAUCGGAGAUCUGGAACACCUGAAGAAGAGCGAGUCAUAAUGGUCCAGCUAAACUAUAGGAAAUAUACAAAUGACGCUUGUGUAUAGGUAUCAUUACGCUUUGUCUGUACAGUUAAAUUUCUCUAAUAAUUUUGACUCCUUACCAAAAAUGUAAAUGGAUGAAUGUCCAAAAAACAAGAAUAAACGACAAUAAGCUACGACAAAAAUGGUAAUCAACGAGACUAGUCGAAUGCUGGGCGCUACCGGCUCCUCGUUUCUCUCUCUACCUGUCUGCCAGCCCAAAGCCCGCAAUGCCGUCUAACGGGUUCUCUCGCUCGCUCUUAUACAAUGUUAUUGCAAAUCACCUCCCACUAGCCGGUCGCGUCGCCCACCAUCACAUACGUACCGUUUAACAAACGGUCAGAUUUUUGUCCUAUGUCGGUAAUGUGGUCAGUCAACAAAUCCACGGAUGCAGUUUGCCUGCUCUGCCAAUAGUGAAUUGCAGUGUACAUUUAUUAUUUACCAUAAUAUGUUACGCAGCUUGUCAUUCAGAGUUUGUAAACUUUAAUUUGGCGGGAUUUGUCUACUUUAAAUCUGUUUCUUUGAUUAUUUUAUGUUCGUUCCAGCCUCUUUAUAAACAAAAUAUCUAUCAUAUGAAGCUCUUCAAUAAUAAUAAAUAUAAAUAGAUAAGUACCUAUUCACUAUAUAUAACAUGACUACAAUUAAUUCAAGAAAUAUGGAAUCUUUGCCGAACCAGUUUGUGUCAGCAAUGAAAACACUGUUUGACAUAAUGGAUGAUAAACACACAGGACUUGUAAAACUAACAGAUAUCGAGAACCGUUGGCGGGACGAUCGAACUAAAGGUUUGCCUCGAGGUGUAAUUGAAAGUCUUCAAAAGGUCGCUUCUCACGAUGGAUUAUUGAGCUUUGAAAGAUUUUGUACCGGUCUUAAGAUUUGUCUCCUACGAAAUCAAGUCGAGUGCGCUGCGAAAAAAGUGGAAAGUGUAGACAACAAUGUCAAGAAUACUGGAAUACACUCACAGGUACAGGUGACUCAGGUACACCGUCCGCCGUCUGCACCACUGUUGGAUGUUAAUGAAGCUCAAAAUAUAGAGAGAAAAUGGAAUGCUCUAAAAUCUUCAGAUAAUUCAACACAUAGAACGAUUAGUAUGCCUCAACUUAUAGGUCGCAAAGAGCCUCAGGUUCAAGAAAUAACUACAUUACCCUCAUUACCUAAACAUGAUUCACCACGAAUUUACGGGCCACCAAAACCACCUAGGUUAGAAAAAAAUUCGCAAGAUAGAAAAGAAUCUAGGUCAAUUUACAAAUCAGAAGAAGAUACAACUUUUGCACAUGAUGACAUAGCUGAGGGCAAAUUGGACUUUGAAGAAAUUUCACGAGCUGUUGAGGAACAGAGUAGAGGUCUUGCAGAUGGACGGUCUUCUAACGAUACACAAUCCCAAAUGCGUCGUGCGUCUCGCCGUAGAGAACCUAGGCGUCACACUUUGCACAAUGGGGUAGAUUAUAAUCUUCUUAAACGGAUGAAACAAAUUGAACAGGAAAAAGACGUGCUUCUUCAAGGCUUAGCGGCUGUCGAAGAAGCGCGUGAAUGGUAUCUAAAACAAUUGACUGAAGUGCAAGAAAAAAUGCGUUAUGCCGGAAGAAUGGGAACAUAUGUUGAGCCCUGGAGCGAAGCUCAUCAAGAAAGAUUGGAGCUGCUACGUGCUCGGGUGUUAGAACUGAAUCGGCAGUUGGGAGCUUUAGCAGCCGGCUGGAGACACGGUCAACUAUCUCUUCACAUGAACUUAGCAUUGCCUGUUGCAUCACUCUCUGGAACCCCGCCUGUGCCCAAUGCUGCUGUACUUAAGUCACAAAACCGCAUGCUCGCAGAGGAAGUUAAUCGAAAAAAUGAAAGAAUCUCAGUACUGGAAAGAGAAAAAUCUGCACUCAUCCGAGAAUUGCUGCUUCAAAGAAAUAGAACAAAACUGAUGGACAAUUUUACAUAAACAUGUCGCAGCCAUCUGGUUCAAUCAGCCAUUUAAUUGGAAGGCUAGCCGGCAUCGAUCAUUAAUUGAACUAAGUACCUAGCAUCAAUCAACAUUUAACUAUUUGGCUCAUCGUAAGCUAGCCAGGCAGGUGAUUAAAAUUUAGUUCACAUUUCAUCCACUGCGGUUUUAGUAGUCGCCAAAACAAAUAUGGCGUCAUUCCGCAGACCAUUUUUAAUCUCUGUAUACAGCUCGCACAGCAGUCAAGUUUUCGUAUAUUUUUCAGUUUAUAUCAAUACAUAUAAUAAAACAGUAGAAAAAAACAUCCUGUUAAUUGAAUAUAUUUACAUAAAACACCUGAUGCAUACCCAUGAUGGUACAGAUGAAACUAUAGGAAAUAACAACUGAACAAAAGUUGUUCAGCCUGAUGAGCAUUUUCUGUUAAGGUAAAAAAAUCGAAGAUCUGGAAUACCUUAUGCAGACCCAAAAUGGCACAGCGAAACUAUAGGAAAUAUAGAAAUGACGCCUUAACAAAAGUUGUUCAGCUUGAUGAGCAUUUCCUGUUGAUGUAUAAAAAUCGAAGAUCUGAAACACCUGAAGAAGAGUCAUAAUCGUCCAGCUGAAAUAUAGGAAAUAUAUAUAUUUCAGUCUUAUGAGCAUUAAAAGAAAAAUACCAUCUUCUGUAUAGGUAUCGUUACACUUUAUCUGUACAGUUAAAUUUCUCUAACAAUUUUGACUCCUUACAAAAAAUUGUUCGGCCAGGCAAACGAAGUUGCGGGCAUCAGCUAGUAAUAAAUAAAAGUAACGUUUAACAA